AUGAUUUGCUCUUUAAUUACAUCCUUUCUGUUGCAGACAAGGAGAGCUGAGGUAAAGUUAGCAGUGUCGAUGGUGGAACACAAUGUGCCAUUUGCAGUAGCCGAUCACUUCAGCCCAUUGCUGAAAGAAUGCUUCAAAGAUUCCCCUACUGCACAGAGCUUCAAGGCUGCAAAACGCACAAAAAUGUCCUGCAUAAUAAAUGAAGCAGUGGCUCCUCACUUUAGAAAGGAACUGGUCAUGAAGAUGAGGACCAAUCCUUUCACGUUGAUCACAGAUGGAUCAAAUGAUACAGGACGUGAGAAGAUGAACCCGCUCACUGUGCAGGUAUAUGACAUGGAUCUCUGCAAAGUUGUCCACAGGUUCCUGGAUAUGUGCCCCACCAGCGGGCCAAACUGCGGCACAGCUGAAGUCAUCUACAAGAAGAUGGAUGAGGCCAUGCAGAAAAACGCCAUACCAUGGAGAAACUGUGUCAGUCUGUCAGUUGAUAAUGCCCCUGUCAAUACAGGAGCAAGGAACUCCAUCGCAUCCAGAGCUCAUCAAGAACAUGGCAGUAUCUACAUCCAUGGGUGCCCUUGUCACAUCAUCAGGCCAAACACUGCCAAACAGGCUGGCCAGGCCUUUUUGGAGGUGUGUGGAUUUGAUCCAGAGGAUCUCGCUGUGGAUGUUGGAUAUUGGUUUAAAGGAAGCACCAAUCGCAAAGGUUACCUAACAGAAUUCUGUGAGCUCCAUGGAAGUGAGUAUAUGGAAAUGCUCAUGCACGUUUCUGUUCGAUGGUUGAGCCAGGAGAAGUGUUUGACUCGUAUCCUGCAGCAGUAUGAGCCACUGGCCAGCUACUUCAAGUCAUUAAGUAGGCAUCACAUUUUAAUGAUGCAAAUGCAUGGUUAUUAGAGCAGACUGAAAAGUAAAUAAAGUAUGUAGUAUGCACAACCAUUUUUUUCUCUCUUUUUCCCACAGAUGA
Messenger RNA from Gadus morhua (Atlantic cod), 958 nucleotides. Its product is annotated as SCAN domain-containing protein 3-like. The coding region runs from base 1 to 888 and encodes 295 amino acids. NCBI's taxonomy places the organism in Eukaryota, Metazoa, Chordata, Actinopteri, Gadiformes, Gadidae. The record is from RefSeq and is a predicted model, not a curated record. The transcript has 4 exons.